CUCUGGGAUUAUAAUGGGUCUUCUAUGGAGAUAUUAUGUAAUAACAGAAUGUCCCUGCAGCAGAGAAUAAGUCAUGUUUGACUUAUUCUCAACAUUGACUAAUGUUCUAAUGAUUCCAAGGACAUAACUGUGACUACCUGUUAAUUAAAAAAUAUCACUUAUUCUAUAUUAUAUUAAUGAGCCCAAAAGGCUAACAGUUUCUUCCGCUGUCUAACCCCCAGCUGUGAAGAAUAACAAAAGCUCGCGCUGUUAAUGUGCACGUUCCCAGAAGGCGCGCGACUGCACAGUCGCCAUAGCAGCGCUAAACGCCUUAAAGAUUAAAGGUCUACAAUUAGUUCACCCAUUUCGUCGUCGGAGGAGUCGGUCUCCCUGACGUGGACGCAGACACCAGGUGGAGGACAGCAGCGGGACAUUUUGGAGUAUGGCGUCUAACUAUUAAGCUCCAGGGUCGUUUUCCUCUAAGUGUCAUCCGUCCUCCUGUCCUCGGCAUGCCCAACAAACAAAUUCCCAACUCGGCUGCUCCUGCUGGAUUAAGCCGUCACUAUGACCAUCCUAGUUCACUUUCGAGGUUGUUCCAGAGACUACGGCGGCAUCAUGUCGGCUCUGGGCUCGGAGUCCUGGUGGAAGAAGACCCUCUACAUCACCGGGGGGGCCCUGCUGGCUGCUGCAGCCUACCUACUGCACGAGCUGCUCGCCAUCAGGAAGGAGCAGGAGUUGGAUUCUAAAGAUGCUAUUAUCCUCCAUCAGUUCUCCAGACCAAAGAACGGCGUCCCCAGCCUCUCCCCUUUCUGCCUCAAAAUAGAGACGUACCUGCGCAUGUUGGAUCUGCCUUACCAGAACUACUUUGACGGGAAGCUGUCACCGCAGGGAAAGAUGCCGUGGAUCGAGUACAACCACGAGCAGGUGUCGGGGUCAGAGUUCAUCGUAGACUUUCUGGAGGAGAAACUGGGGGUCAACUUGAACAAGAACCUGACCCCACAAGAAAUAGCCGUGUCCAGAGCAGUCACCAAGAUGGUUGAGGAGCACCUCUACUGGACAAUAGCAUACUGCCAGUGGGUGGACAACGUGGAAGAAACCCAGAAGCUGCUGGCGAUGAACGGUCCUCUGAGCGACACGCUGAAAUGGCUGCUGAGCCACCUGACUGGCAGCAUGGUGCGCAGAGAGAUGUACGGCCACGGCAUCGGCCGUUUCUCCAAGGAGGAGGUCUACACGCUGAUGGAGAAGGACAUGAGGACACUGGCCACUCUGCUGGGAGAUAAGAAAUACUUUAUGGGCUCCAAGAUGUCAACGUUAGAUGCCACAGUGUUCGGCCAUCUGGCUCAGGCUAUGUGGACUCUACCCGGGACCCGGCCAGAGCAACUCAUCAAAGGAGAGCUGAUCAACUUGGCCAUGUUCUGUGAGCGGAUGCGAAGGAAGUUCUGGCCUGAGUGGUUCGUGGAGGUGGAGGACCUUUAUUACGACGGAGACAGUGAGAGCAGCAGCAGUAGCAGCCCUGCAGGCCUGCUGGAUUUCGGCCUGUUCUCCAGGACUGACACUCUGGAUGACAGUGACAGCGGCAGCCAGUCCACCAGACAGACACACACACCCUCCCCCAAGUCGGACCACUCGCUUUUUGACUCGGAUGUGGGGACGUGCUCCGAAAACGACAUUCAGCUCAAAGAGGAGAUUAUGCCAGACCUGGAGGUUUGAGUUGUGACCGGUAAGAGCGGGACUUAACAGGGAAGCGGAAUAGCGGACGCGGCAGGAAGCUACAGCCAGCUACAACCUGUCCAGAUGACGCUUUGCACAUCUGAAGAAACUAGUCCAGCGUCUCCACUCGCUAAUUCCAACUUCCCCCAACAGACUGGGUGUGUAUAUGCAGAGGAUACAGAGUAAACCUCAUAAUAACACACAUAGAGUACCCAUUCGUCCCCUUCCUUACCAUCCGAACUGUCGUGUUGGCAGUUCCUCUUUGCCUUAUUUGUCUCGUCCUCAGAUCCAGAAGUCACCGGCGCAAAAGUUACACAAACCAAACAUCGGAUCUCAUGAGAAACGCAGCGACGGAGGAGGUAGUGUUGCAGACGUGACAGGUGGCACUUCACUUGCAACGAGAUGAUGCAACUAAUCACCACUCUGCCAUGUGUCAAAAAUGCGUAAAUCCAUUCCAACAGGUGCAGAUUGAUCAUGUGGCUCAAAAGGGAACAGCUGCCGUGUCUCUGCUGUUUACCAUCCGUGUGCUGAAUAGUAAACACAGACAAGAGUGAGUGCCACUUCUCGUCCGUCACAGAUCCUAGUGUCAUUUCCUUUAUGCUGCUGUGUAUUGUUGAAAUCUGAUUAAACACCGAGGAAGGAGGUCUAUGACUUCAUCAUCUCUAACCCAGGUCUAGUCGCAGGUUUAUUGGAUUGAGAGCAGAAGAAAGAAUUUGUGCCUGUAUCAGUUACCAGAUUUUAUUGUGAGUAAUUAUUUACAUGCACUUUAUGUUUAAGCUUCAAUUUUAUUCAUUUAUUUAUUAUAAUUUCAGCUCAUUUGAUGUGUCAGAGCCAUAUUUGACCACUAGAUGGCGGCAUAAAACAUCCCUUUCCCCCUUCCUUUGCAGUAACACGGAGCAGACUUCUGCAGGAGAUAUGAGUCAUUUACUGCUACAAAGUAUUUGUCCUUCAUUCCUGACAUUGUAAUUCCUGUUCACUGGUGAUUUUUCAUACAGCGUGUAGGUGUUGUGUGUGGGUGCAUGCGUAACUGCAAACUGAAACUGAGCACACAGCAACAAAUCAGCCUUAGUGCUCAGAAUAUUUAUAAAGUGGUGACAUUAGUCAUAUUUUUUGUUCUAUCAUGAUUUAUCAACAGUGCCAUUUGAUUUUUUUUUUCUAAUGAGUUUAUGUUUACAAAUAUAUAUUUUUUAUUAUGUUUUUGUUUUCUUAUUGCUGUCAGAGAUGAAUUAUUUUUGCACUACUGGAAUUUCUUUUUUUCACUUUAUGUUAAAGGAAAGUCCGCUGUGAAGGCCAAAAAGAAAUGCUAUGAUGCAUGAAAUAUGGGAAACUAAAGAGGUGCUAGAAAUGAUUAUUCAGUGAGGGAGAAUGCAUCGCUCCUGUUAGCUGUGUGGAUGUGAAUGUUACCCUGCGUGAAUGUCAUCAGUGAGACAGUUCAUGAAAAGCUCUUUAUGAACUGAGACAAGAUUUCAAACCAAAAGUGGCUAGAUGAGAAACGUCUGAGUAAAAACAUGGACCAGAAUUAUCUGGGGAGCUUUCGGGUAGAAGAGCUCAAAACGGCAACGUGUUGGAUGUAAAACUGAUUACACAACAUGAAACUAGUAGUAGACAUGUGGAUACAUUUGUUGCUACCGCCGGUAAAGAUGCGUGAAAAGCCUUAAAAUGAAUUCAUCUUUCCUUGCUUUACCAUCGUUUCACAUUACCAUUUUUUUCUUCCAAUUGCUAAAUAAAGAUGAGGGGAAAUCCAACAUUGGAAAUAAAUAUUAGUCUUGUCUUGUUAAAUCUAAUGAAGUUGGCAUGAACAGAUAAAUCUUUGGCCUCUUUGAACAAUAUGCCUUGAUGGUCCAUCCUGGGUUUUAUUUUUUCUAUUUCCCAUUACAGUCCAGCAGAUUGUCAUUAAAAUCUCCCGGUAUUUUAAUGACUUGAUGUUGCCUGGCAUCCUAACAAGAUUCCCAGGCCCUUUGGAAGACAAGCAGACUCAGCAUCACAUAUCCUCUACCGUACCUAAUAAUGGGCAUGAGAUCAUUUUCUGCAUUUUUUUUUAUCCUGCAUUUAUGCCAGAAAUAAAUAAGUGACUUAUUAUUUCAUGCUGAAAAGAUCAGUCAGUAUUUUAUCUGACAGAAAACACAACGCUUCAGAGUGUUUUAGUAGUGCUGCUGAAGUUAAGUAAACCAUAUGUUUACAUUUGUGAUGGUUGGACAAGUUUUUUUCCCUGCCAUGCUUCACAAAUGAAAUGUAGAUUGUGUGUAAUCACAGUUCCCCAACAGUGAGCUUUGAAGAUGUUUGUCUUCUUCUCCUUUACAAUACUGCUCAAUGCGUAGUGGGAAAAUAAAAAUGAAUUAUCAUCUAGUCUAGUGGCUUAAAGCAACAGGUUCCUGUGUCAAAUCACAUGGACAUCCCAGGAAAACAGAAAGUUCUGGACUAUUAAGAAGUUCCUAGAAAGUCAACUAAACAACUAAAAAUAAAUCUGUUAAAAAAAAGCUUCAGCCACAUUUAUGUCAAAAGGAUUGUUAGGGGUACCCACAAGUUUGAUUUUAAUAAACCCAAUUACAUUUGGAUCACCCUGACUUUUUUCUGUGUAAAAUUAUGCCACUGCAAUACAGUAAUUAAUCUUAGGGCUGUUCACACAUGUUUACCACUGUUACCAAUAAAUAUGUACACGUCCGUGUUUAAAAUUGGUCAAAUUAGAGAAUACAUUUCCCAUACACUGGUUUAUAGAUCUCCAUAAAACAAAUGAGAUGAGUGGAAUUUUAUUUGUCACUUUUUUUUUACACCUUCUGCUGCUCUGAAUUGUCUGGAACAGUCGUCACCAGAUGAAUGAUUUCUCAGAGUAAAGCUGUUACAAAAAGUGAGAAGCUAGUAUAUUGGGUAAAAAACAAAUGGCAAAGAAAAAUAACUCUCUUUAUGAAAUGACUAGUUUGUCAAAAGCUAUCUGCAUAUCACUUCUUUUUUUUUUCCAAUGACACAACCUCUCUGUUUUGUUUUGGUUCAGUAUCACUGCUCUCAUUAGCAUCCCCCCUAGAAGCAGCAGGCCGCUCAUUCAGCAGAGGGAAAACUGAAACCCCGUGUACGAUGGCUGCUCCAAAACAAAUGACUCGCCAAUUAAGCCAGUGCCUGGCUGGUAAAGUGCACCAACUGAGCGUUUGGCAACCAAACAGGAAGAUAUGCUGCCCGAGGUUUCUGUACAAAACUGAAAAUAAUUAGAAAAUUAGUCUUUACCCUUUUUUUUCCACAGCAAGUGGCCAUUUACCAAUAUGAAGGUUUUAAAAAGUUUAAAAUGUGCUGAAAUUUGCGCGUGGCGUGGCGGCUGGUUAGAGCGGCGAUCCGCAUACAGAAACCACAAACCUCGACUCGUCCGUCCCGAGAUCGACCCCCGUUCCUGGUUUUCUGCCACGUUAUUGUUGAAUAAAGAAAUAAUUCUUACAAAAAAAAGUGCUAAAAUUUGUGGCGUCGCGUGCGCAGUGGUGUGAUUAGAGCGAGCACAAAGCCCCGCGCCUCGUCUCGAACUUGAUUCCUGCCCCAUUACGGUGGAAUAAGGACGGCUAAAUGUUUUACAAAAAAGCUGGUGAAAUGUCAUUGUUUCAACGUUUUAAAGUCAUUUUUAACUGGAUAAAAGGACGACUUAAAUGACGUGUUUUCUCUUUCUGUUUGGACCCUAGAUUAAUGUAGAGCUGGCCCAACCCCAUUAUGGUUCUAAAAAUACUUGAAGCGUUUUCUUUAAAAAAAACAAAAAAACAA
This is a messenger RNA of Gambusia affinis (western mosquitofish), 5424 nucleotides long. RefSeq names its product failed axon connections homolog, metaxin like GST domain containing b (gene faxcb). The record is from RefSeq and is a predicted model, not a curated record. Lineage: Eukaryota; Metazoa; Chordata; Actinopteri; Cyprinodontiformes; Poeciliidae. Bases 544 to 1689 code for a protein of 381 amino acids. Gene Ontology annotation, cellular component: cytoplasm. The transcript has 8 exons.